ACUCCCUGCCCCCCAUCCGUCUCCUUCUCGCUCUCUUCAGCCGCCCUUCUUGCCGCCGCCUCUGCCGUUCCUCAGGCGGCCCGGCCCGGCCUGCCCGCCCCGCGUCCCCUCCGGCCGGUGCCUUUCCCCCGGCGGGCUGCCUGCAUGUCUUUGCUGCCCUCAGCCCCGCCGCCACCGCCGCCGCCGCCUCCCCCGCCGCCGCAGCACCAGCACCAGCCGCCCCGCCGCCGCCGCCGCCGCCGCCGCCCGGACCCCGGCGCGUUGAAUGCAGACUAAUAGGGAUGCCAAAGGAAAAAUAUGAUCCUCCAGAUCCUCGCAGAAUUUAUACCAUCAUGUCAGCAGAGGAGGUAGCCAAUGGGAAAAAAUCUCACUGGGCAGAAUUAGAAAUCUCGGGUAGAGUGCGGAGCUUAAGUACAUCACUUUGGUCAUUGACACACUUGACAGCGCUGCAUCUAAAUGACAAUUACCUUAGUCGCAUUCCACCUGAUAUUGCCAAGCUUCAUAAUCUGGUUUACCUGGAUCUGUCAUCCAAUAAACUCAGAAGUUUACCAGCAGAACUAGGAAACAUGGUGUCUCUCAGGGAAUUGCUUUUAAAUAACAAUCUGUUACGGGUUUUGCCUUAUGAACUUGGUCGGCUCUUCCAGCUACAAACUCUAGGUUUGAAAGGCAAUCCUUUAUCACAGGAUAUUCUCAAUUUAUACCAGGACCCAGAUGGAACCCGAAAGCUACUGAACUUCAUGCUUGACAAUCUUGCAGUUCAUCCAGAGCAGCUUCCUCCGAGGCCAUGGAUUACAUUAAAAGAACGAGACCAAAUUCUGCCAUCAGCAUCAUUCACGGUUAUGUGUUACAAUGUGUUAUGUGAUAAAUACGCCACCCGGCAGCUAUAUGGCUACUGCCCAUCCUGGGCAUUAAACUGGGAAUACAGGAAAAAGGGAAUUAUGGAAGAAAUUGUUAACUGUGACGCAGAUAUCAUUAGUCUUCAGGAAGUGGAAACAGAGCAAUACUUCACUCUCUUUCUGCCAGCAUUGAAGGAGCGUGGAUAUGAUGGAUUUUUUUCUCCAAAGUCACGUGCCAAAAUCAUGUCUGAGCAGGAGAGAAAGCAUGUGGACGGUUGUGCAAUAUUCUUCAAAACAGAAAAAUUUACAUUGGUACAGAAGCAUACAGUGGAAUUUAACCAGGUGGCAAUGGCUAAUUCAGAUGGAUCCGAAGCUAUGCUGAACAGAGUGAUGACAAAAGAUAAUAUUGGUGUUGCUGUGGUAUUAGAGGUCCACAAAGAACUAUUUGGAGCAGGUGUGAAGCCUAUUCAUGCUGCAGACAAACAGCUGCUUAUAGUGGCAAAUGCCCACAUGCAUUGGGACCCAGAGUAUUCUGAUGUGAAACUCAUUCAGACCAUGAUGUUUGUCUCAGAGGUUAAAAACAUUCUGGAGAAAGCCUCAAGCAGGCCUGGCAGCCCAACCGCAGAUCCUAAUUCCAUCCCGCUGGUGCUAUGUGCAGAUCUUAACUCAUUGCCAGAUUCAGGUGUUGUGGAAUAUUUAAGCAAUGGAGGAGUAGCUGACAACCAUAAAGACUUCAAGGAACUAAGGUACAAUGAGUGUCUUAUGAACUUCAGCUGCAAUGGAAAGAAUGGAAGCUCAGAAGGGAGAAUCACACAUGGCUUCCAACUGAAGAGCGCCUAUGAAAAUAACUUGAUGCCUUACACCAAUUACACCUUUGAUUUCAAAGGCGUGAUUGACUACAUUUUCUAUUCCAAGACUCAUAUGAACGUGCUUGGUGUCCUGGGGCCUUUAGAUCCUCAAUGGCUGGUUGAGAACAACAUCACUGGGUGUCCACACCCUCACAUCCCUUCAGACCACUUCUCACUGUUAACACAACUUGAACUCCACCCUCCACUCCUGCCUCUUGUCAAUGGUGUUCACUUGCCUAAUCGGAGGUAGUGGAGUACUGCCCCGCAAAGACGGGGAUCUGUUGCUAUGGACCUGUACAGUUGUAAAUCAAAGUAUGUAGGAGUGAAGUAUGGCCAUCCUUAAGCUGCUUCUUCAGGUUCCUUUCAUUAUGUGUUUGCUAUACGAUUUUGUACAGUUUUGUGCAUAUUGGUAUCAUUUGGCACUAGGGCUGGAACCAAAGUAUUACUCUCUUUUCAGAUUUUUAAUGUAACAUGUUUUUAGUUGAACCUUCUUCUUAUAUGAGGAGUCAGCACUCAUAAUUGAUAAAUCAUCAAUUCGAGGCCCAACAACAGUGUAUUUGUUCUUCCAAAACAUACACUUUCUUUCAAACAGUUUCAAGUGAGACAGCCAUUUUUGUAAAAAGGCAGUUUUUAAAAACUAUAAAUAGAAGAUUUUAAACUGAAUGAUGGCUUGCCUUGCAGGAAACUUUUUUGAAUUUCUGUUUUCCAUGAUGAUAAACUAAUUUUUGACUCCCCAGUCAUUUGCACAUAAACAAAGCACUUAAAUUUGCUGGAUCUGUACAUAAAUUAGCCAUAAUGAAAAAAGUUGAGAAAUUAAAGAUGGUUGCACAAUAUGCUUUCAAAAUCAAGCAUUUAACAGCACACAGCUAUUUGUUGGGCAAGCGCUGGUUCGUCUUUUUGUUUGUUUGUUUCUUGAAUCAUUCUGUAUUUUGUUCCCCUAUUAGUUAUAACCUUACUAGAAGUAUUAAUUCUAGGCCUGUCUCUCCAGUGUCUUUAUAGGAAAACAGCAGGUAAUUUCUACUGCCAUACUUUUUGAAAAUAGUAUUUGGUCUAUGUAAUAUGCCCCCCAAAUUAGCAUCCAGUAUUUUUUUUAAUGAUUUCCAUCCACCCUUUUCUGCCUGGCUGUGCUGGAAAAAGAGAAAGUAUAUCAUCUGCAUCAUUUUUGCUGUUAUGGUGAAAUGUUAAAAAAAAAAACAAAACAAAAACAAAAACAAAAACUACUGAAUUGAAAAGGCCCUGAUCAAAGUUUUACAAGGAGAAAGCUAUACACAUAUUUCAUGUGUUUCCCAAAGUAGGUCAAGUGGCUGUUGGUUUUGGCUUUUUGAGGUGACAGUGGAAAGGAUUUGAGGUGACAGUGGAAAGGAUUUGGAGGGGGAGAAAGCAGGGAGUAGUUGAAAACCUUGGAUCAUUUUUCCUGACUCUAGUUGCCAAAUGGCCGUUAUAUGCUUUUAACCUUUGUUUCUGUUGUCUGUCAGGGUUGAAUUAAGAAGCUACUGGUUUAUUCCCAAUUAUUGAUGCUCUUUAGAUAUGUUGAAAUCCUUUUUUCACCCAGGAGGGGCCAGUUGAAAAUCUGUGACUCAAGAGGCAGUGAAUGAAAUACCGUUUUCUGGGGGAAAAAUUGGUUGGCUACUUGAUGUUAAUUAUGGCACAGUAACAGGAAAAGGUUGUGUCUGUGUUUUUAAGUUUUUCCUUAUUCUGCUUUUUUGCUGCUAUAAGAGUUUUCUGAAAUUUAUAUUUUAAACUUUUCAUGCACUUUACUGUUUCUAGUCUCAAAAUGUGAUAUUUUUAAUAAACAAGAAAUUUUCCAUUAUGUGAAUGAAAUUUUAAAAGAAAAUAGCCUAUAUUUGUGUCUCACUAAUAUAUAAAGUACAGGUCAAAUUUAAAUUAUUUAAUUAGUUUUAAAUAUAUACAAUUUGUCUCCUCUUUCAAACCUGACAUCUUAGGCUGUUUUAUUAGUCUUAAAUGAUGCAUUUCCUUUGGUUGUUUUAUACUAAUUUCUUCCAUAGUAAAUUAAUCAGGCUACAUAAGAGAAUAUUUCCCCUGAAGGGUAAUUUUAGUGGGAUGAGGGUGGUGGGAUGAUGUAAUAUCAUAUAUGGGAUUGCAUCAGAAGGGUUCUGUAAAGCCUAAACUCCCUCUUAAAAGUGCCUAGUGAUAGAGGCGUUGUUUGUCAUCUGUUAUAAUUGGAAUGUCAUUGUAGUUGAGUGAAGUUUGAUGUAAAUAAAAUAUUCUUUUAAAAAUGUUAAGGUACCAGAAUAAACAAACAAAAUAAAGAAACAACCCUUAAGAUGACAGAUUUUCCUCAAUGUGCAGGUACCCCUUCUUAUAUACCUCAAGCAUUCAACAUCUAGCCAUGCAAAUUGAUUACCUGAAGCAUAGUACUGGAAAGUAGAAUAGCAUGAAAAACUUAAUUUUGUGGACAUUACCUUUUUUUGUAAUCAGCUACUGUAUGUUUUAUUUUAAAUCUUUUGUUUUGUGUGGGUUUUCUGCUCUGGAGGUAUAUGCACUAACAGAACAUUUUCCUCCUUUCAUAUACGCAUGUUAAUUAGCAAUGUGAGCAAUAUUUCCUACCAUACUUCACUCCCAAUAUUUUUUGAGAUGUUUGUAUAAAAUGGAAUUUAAAGUUCACUUAUGAUUGUAUAUGAACCACAGAGGAGCCCAUUUAUUAAUAAAAAAAAAACUUUUUUAAUAGUUAAAUGUAGAGGGAAAAAUAAAAAAAAAUUGGGAAACAUUGUAAACAGCUUAAGUUUAUUUUGUGUAUGAUCGAGGCACUCUGUUGCAGGAAGGUGUGUAAUUGGGUUCUCUCUGCUUCCAAAUGCACUCUUUCAAACCAUUCAUUAUCCUGUGUAUUUUUAAUGUGGUUUUAGUAAAUGUUGGUAGUAGCUCUGUUGAAGUAGGUAAUUGUGUUAUGUUUUGGGUGGCAAACACACUUGGGGCAUGGUAACCCAGAUUUCAUGUGCACGGUUUCCCUUUAGCCCACUGCCCAAAUUUCACACACCCUUCACCCUUUGUCCCCUUUGUAAAAGGAGUGGUAUCUGUUUUGAGCUGCCAAUUCAGAUGAUCAGAAAUGCUGCUCUCCUCAGUAUUGUCUUGUUAAAUAGACAUUUGGAACUUUGGCAUGAGAAGCCCAAAGGAAGAGGUGAAUGACAUGUGGUAUAUAUUCAAUGAGAGUGAAAUAUUUAUGCUCAUAUACUUUCUGGCUCUCAGAAUAAGUUAAUAAGCUUUUUAUGCCAUGGGGCUGCUGCAUAUUUUAUCUGAAGUUAAAAGAAAAUUUGGGCAUUUUUAGAUUGUGAUAAUGUGUUGUUGUUUUUUUAACUGUUAAAUAUGAUUUCUGAUAUUUAUCUAAGAACUGGAGUGUUCUUUAAAUUUAUUGAAACAGUGUUGUUGGAGGAAGGGAAAACUGCACUGUUUGCCAUUACACCAGUCAUACGUGUGCGUGUCAGGUCGCCCACUCUCUCAGGCAUCAGUACCCGCCUCAUAGCUUUACACAUUUUGAUGGGGAAUACUGCAGCAUCCUCAGGACUGACAUCUGGGAAAGGCUCAAAUCCACUUACUGCUCCUUGCUUGUUGACUUUGUUUUAAAAUAUUGUGCCUGGUGUCAACUUUUAAGCAACAGCACUGCCUAAAAGCAAGCAGAGAACAGAAUCCCAGCACCAUUCUAUAGGCAACUUUUUAGAAUUCAAAUAUAGUAAAUCUGUUCAAGAUUUAUGAUGUUUUAUGUAAAAAAAAAUUUUGUACAACGUAGCUGAAUAUUUUUGUUUCAUUUCUUUGAUGUAAGGCGUGUGAACGUUCGUUCGAAUAUCACAUGUUAAAGUCAGGUAUGGCACAAUGGGUUCUGAGACCAGCUUUUCCUCCCUCCCAUUUGCCUUGUUCCAAGCUCGCUCUUUUCAAAUUAUUUUUCUGAUAUCCAUAGGCAGAUAUUUAAUUUUACUAAUAAGCAUCCUGUGUGAAUGUAUUAAAGAAGCCACUGUGUUUUAGUAUUGUAGUUUGCAGAAAUAUAAAGCUUCAUUUCUUAUUUGUCCCUAUUCUUUGGUGUUUUAUAGUUAUAUAUUAAAUCACAGAGAAGCAAGGGAGAAAGUUGAAGGACAUUGAAGGCUCAUAUCACUUGAUUCUACGGGGGGGGGGGUGUAUUAGAAUUGAGGAUGUGACACGUUAAAAGUGGAACGUGGGCAAACGUAAGGUGUUCCAUUUUAAAAUUGUAUGUCCUAAGUAUAUACUGUUAAAUGGAUCAAAAAUUAAGUUUAUAUUUGCAUUUCCAAGAGUUUCUAAAAAUCACUAAUGCAUCUAUACUUUCAACUCAAAUAGCAAAUAAUAGAGAAAGCACAAGAAAAAAAAUAUGUGAAAUGUGUUCUUUGAUGAAAUCAGAGACAUAUGGUUCAUUAUUUCCACUCCAAGGCUAGAUUUUCUAGCAGUAAACAUUGACAAUGUCCCAGUACUUACGUUUUUGUUUCCAGAGUCUUACAUUCUGAGUUUCUGAGGGAUUUAAAUAACUUUGUAAAAUACACUGACUGGUCAGUAGCUUCAGUCACAGAAAACAUCAUCAGUUUCUGAUGUAUGUGGCAGGCCAUAAAAAUGGCAAGCAAAGACUUUAGGGCGCAUUUUCAAAAAAGCACUCAUACAUGAUAAUAUUUUAACAGAAAUGUGAAUUCUCACAUUUGUAAGGUAAUCUUUCUUUUCUACCUGUCCUUCCCUUAAAAAAAAAUCACCUUUCUAAUGUGUAGAAGAUUUGUUUAACCUUUUCCUUCCAAAUAUAUCAUGUUUGUAGAACUCUACACAAAUUAACUAGGGAAAUCAGAAUAUUUUUCUAAGUGAGGAACUUCAGUUAAAGUCUUGAAUUUGUAGGCAGAUGAAAACUUUUAUACUUAGGGUUGCUUUGAGCAAUUUUAUUUAUUUAUUUAUUUUUUGGUCCUUUUAGGGCCGUACCCACGGCACAUGGAAGUUCCCAGGCUAGGGGUCAAAUCAGAGCUGCAGCUUCCAGCCUACAACCACAGCCACAGCAACACAGGAUCUGAGCUGUGUCUGUGACCUACACCACAGCUCAGGGCAAUGCUGGAUCCUUUAACCCACAGAGCAAGGCCAGGGAUCAAACCUACAUCCUCAUGGAUACCAGUCGGGCUCUUUACCACUGAGCUACAACAGGAACUCCGAUUGUAACUUUUUAACAGCAUCAUGAUCACUGAAUUUGAAUUCAAAACGUAAGGAAAUUAGUACACCUUUACCCUGGGUUAUUUACCAAAGUGGUAAUCUGUUGAAGAGCAGGAUACCAAGAGUAUCUUUUGUUUUACAACAUGAUACAUCUUUAUUGUGUGUCACCUUAAAGCUUAAGGGUAAAAGAAAAAAAGAAAGUUCUUAUACCUAUUGUUGCAGGGUGUUCUGAACAAGAUCCAUAGAAAAAGAAAAAAAAAAAAAAAGCACAGUUCUUUUUGGAAGGUGGUAAGGGAGAACAUGCAUGUUUCUUGUUUUAACCAAAUACCUUCUUUGUAUAAGUUUCUCUGUUAAAUCACAAGUUCUGUAGCAAGAAAUAGGGAGAUUCCAGGAAAAGCAAGCUUUAUUAACCUAAGUAAUCUCUUUCAGCUUAAGUUUGUUUAGUUAGACUUGGGUUAUUCUUGGAACCAAAGGAAAACAAGUAUGUUGAGGUUUUAUUCAACAAACAUGAUGACAUCAAAGUAAUGGAAUGUUUUUAAGUAAAAUAAUUUUCACUUUCAAGGCAAAUGAAAUAAGGACAUUUCUGCCUAUUAAAUGUUAAUUUUCUGUGGCAUAUGGUAUAAAGUUAGUAGCAUUGUAUUGAAGGAGAAAUUGUCAUCAGAAAUAAAUCACAUUGAAGAGGGUAUGCAAUGCCAGGUGACAGGACUUUUGGCACAAUAACGUUGGGUAUGUUCAGCUUCCACAAACUUUGAGAAGACAUAGUUUGGCACCUACUAGUUGUUAUUUUUGUUACAACAAUCUCCCUGAAUUUAGUUAAUGUCCCUAAUUGUGUCUGUCACUUUUAACUCUAAAGCAUAAGAAUCAUGGAGCGCCCCCCCGCCCCCGAAAGGGUCCUUUUUUGUUCCUUUCAGUUUUGUGUUAAUUUCUAGUUACUGAUAUGUGACUGUAUUUUCUUUCAAGAUAUCACAGGUUAUAUGUACCACAAUUGGCUUAUUAGCACUGGUGUGUCAAACAAUGGCUUUGCUUCUUACAGAACAGGCUUAGUUUCCGGCUACUUGUUUCGAUCUUGAUGAAGUAGUCUGAGUGUGUAUUUAUUCAGAAACUGUACUGUCCUUUCUCCACGCUUAACUUGCUAGUAUUUCCUUACCUUUGAAAUUUCUGAGCGGUGCUCUGCCAAGUUUGGGGUGUGGGGGGGUUUUGGAUGGCUGUGUUACUGCACACUGGAUCUGGAAUCGUUCAGUGUUGUGAGUGGCAAAUUUCUUAAACACCAGCAGCACUGAGAAGUGCACUCUGGGCAUUUGUCCAGUUGUCCAAAUGCAAGCAAUUCUUUCAUCUAGGAGAAGCUGAGGAAUAUAGUUCAUUGGAGUAAUUGCUAUAUUUUGAGGGGAAUGAAUGCUUUAAACUUUGGGUUUUAUGUCUCUGACUGGAGUGGGAUAGUAUGGAGGGAGGUGUGUGUUUGUUUUGAGCGUGUGUGUGUUUACCUUUUCUCUCCGAAAAGGCCAGGGUGUUGGUCAGAUUCACCAUGGAUUAAUUUAUAUUUUUUAUUGUGAUUUCUUUCAACCAUAAAACAAGUGCCAACUAAUCAUCCAUGAGAUGACCUACUCUUCCACUCAAUUUACCAUUUGAAUAGGGAAGAGUUCAUUUAUUUUUAUUACUUGGCAUUCAAUUAAUAAUUCAUUGUUUUGCAUACAUUUGAGUCAUUUGUGGCCUCUGAAGUGUUUUUGUACCUAAUUUAAUGGUUGGAAAGCAAAGCACAUGAGUUUAAAACUGAGCAAGAAGUUUUGGUAAUUUUUUCCCUGAAUACUUGGUAGUUUCUAUUGAUAUUAUUCCAAAACAGAUGCUCCUGUUUUAGGCUGUGUAUUUACUUCGCUUUUGUCCUCACAAAAAGCCAAGCACUAAAUCAAUUUGUUAUUGUGUUCUAAUAAUCAGUUUAAAAUCUGAGAUUUUCUUUUUUUUAAAUUAGAAGCUUUAAUGAAGUGCCAUGUAAUUGUAGCUUACUAGUGUUUAAUGUUUAAUAGACUGGUUCUGUGGUGUUCUAAUCAUUUAACACUCUGUUAUCCCCAGAGAAAGUGGCUCCACUCUUAAUUGGAACACAAUCUCUCUGGCAAAAUCACCAGCUGCUUUAUUUUUCUAUUUAUUACAGUUAAAUAGUUGAUGAGGUCUGAAUCUUGACCAAACUGCUCAGCUGAGAUGUUUUUCACAAUAGACACUGUACAAAAUGUGCGUGCAAAAGGACACAGUUGGGUGGUAGUAUUUUUUUCAUUAAUGUGAACAUUGACUAAACAAAGCAGUCCUGCCUUUUAAAUCUUGUGGCAGCUCAGGAGGGAGGUGCUUAAGAACCUUAACUACUAUGUCCGAUGACAAAAUACUUUUUUCCAUUUUGGAGAUUGGGUACUGCUCACACAUGAUGUAUAGGGCUAAAUAUAUGCUUGUUUCCUUGCACCUGUGUACUUCCCCUUCUCUCCCUCCCUUUCCUCCCCCUGUAGGCAAUAAAUGGCCAUUUUGCAACUGCA
Molecule: messenger RNA, 9339 nt
Organism: Sus scrofa (pig)
Lineage: Eukaryota; Metazoa; Chordata; Mammalia; Artiodactyla; Suidae
Gene: CNOT6L
Product: CCR4-NOT transcription complex subunit 6 like
Molecular function (GO): protein binding; poly(A)-specific ribonuclease activity
Source: RefSeq, a predicted model, not a curated record